Molecule: messenger RNA, 12360 nt
Organism: Porites lobata
Lineage: Eukaryota; Metazoa; Cnidaria; Anthozoa; Scleractinia; Poritidae
Source: the annotation of a GenBank genome assembly
CUGAAAUCGAAAGUGUUUCUUUCGCGUCGAGGAAGUAUACCACAUUCUUAGUUCGUUGAAGUUGGUUUUGCUCCACUUUAUUGAAGAUUUCCUGCAUUGUAAGGUAAGAUCUUUCUUUAAGAUAGCUUAGCUGUGUAAGGUAAAUUUACAAUCUUGCCUAACAACACAAAAUUACAGGUACGCAACAUACGCAAUGAUGCAUUCCAUCAUGGUGACUCGGGCAAGUACUAGUAGCAGUUCUUUCCUCGUUGAUCUGACUCGUGCAUGCAUCGAAAGAAGAAAACCACUAAGAAAACAUAUACUCGGCAAGAUUAUUCAGUAGGAGAUUGGUAGCCUCCCUUAGUCUAUCAAAGCGAAAAAUUUGGAUAAUACAUUGUUCGAGGUUGCUAAAUAAGCUUAAUAUUUUUUGUGCUGAACGUUUGGGCCAUUUGAUUGUACUACAGUUAAAGCAUUCCACCUUCCAGCCAAGAGGGAAUGCCCAAAACACUCUUGGAGUGAGGCCUUUUAUUUUUGUCCUUUUAUUAUGGUACUUAACAUGAACUGUGGUAAUUACAACCGUUUUGGGAUUAAUUAGUGAGUCAUUCAUGGCUUCCGGCUUAGGGUAAACCAGGGAAUCCCUGGGCCAAAUUGUUCAAAGCUGGGUUUAGAUAACCCAGGGUUAGUGUGUGAUUUGAAUUCAGAUUUGAAAGCUUCCAAAGCAGUUCAGUUUUAUUCUUUUUGUCAUCAAGUUGAUGAUUGGAAGCUCUAAAAAUAGCACAGAAAAUUAUCAGAGAAAAUGCUGUCGAACACAAGAACGAGAAACCCGGGUAGGCCUUUCCCGAUUGCACUCGGAAAAUCCUAAAAAAGUGCUGGCAAAAAAGGCUAAAAAGUGCUCAGAAAGUGCUCAAAAUCUCAAAAUAGUGCUCAAAAAGUGCUAAAAGUUGUGAACAGUUACCUCUAAGCUUUUCGUAAAUAUGUCAAUUUUUACUGUAGUAAUUAACAAUCUAUUUUGCAUAGUGUUAUUCGACAGGUUGUUACGAAUGGUUGAUAGAAUAUAGAACAAUAAUACGAAUUGUAAAUAAAUUCAGCAGUACUAGCAUCAGAUGAUUUAGAAAUUUGAGAUGACACAUGCAUGAUACAUCAGCCAAUCAGAAACUUCUGUUCUCACGCUCAGUGAGGAUAAGUCCACGUGCCUUUCCAUGACAACGGUCUUUUAUUCUUGACAACAUCAUUAGUUAUUCAAAUUUAUGACCUGGAACACGAUUCUCGUCGCGAGCGACACUCAGUUUUUGCUUUAAAAUGUUUUAGAAGACAUAUGUUGCUUGAAAUUUGCUCGAAAUGUGAAAUAUUGCUCUAAUGUUGCCCAAAGUGCGAAAAAGUGCUUAAGGGUGCUCAAAAUGCAAAAUAUUGCUCCAAACUCAGAAAAGUGCUCAAAAGGUGCUCAGCGCAAUCGGGAAAGGUCUAAACCCGGGUUAAGCGCUAAUCGGCCUUUGAACAACUGGGCCCUGGUGUAUAAUUUAAAGCCCGAUUUACAUGACAAACUCUUACGGCACUCCUUUACAUAGCCUGAGUAAACAGUCAACAUUUCAUGGUGCCACCAGUGGUUUACUCACUAAGUGAAGUCUGAGAAACAAGUGCAGAAAUUCCAUACUGAUGACAUGUCAUGAUGUGUCACUACCCAGAUCUGAGUAGUGUGUCUGAUUGGUUGAAAAUGUGCUUCAACCAAUCAGGAGCACUUUAAGGCUUAUUAUUUCAGGAUCAGGUUACACAUACCAAAAUAAAAGAUCUGCAUUUAAUCCUAGGUUAAGUUUUAAUAGAAGCACUGAUAGAGAGCCAGUUGGCUGUACAUGUACAUGUAGAAAGAUUUUCACCCAACAUUGCAGUGAUCAUUCGUUCAGUUUUUAUCUUGGAACUAUGGAGUUUGUUGCUUCCCUUGGUAAUUUUUCUUGACUUUCCAGUGACUGUGUCUCUUUUAGCCUUUUGCUCUUGAAUUUAAUUAGUACAUUCCACAAUCAAUCUAAAAACGGAAGACAAAAUAGCUCCUAUGAAAAGCACAACACAAGCUGAUAUAUUUUUCCAUUUUACCUGUUGUUCUACAAUGUUUUUCUCAUCAGUGACUGUGACAUAAAUUAUACAAAGCUAUUCUAUUCCAAUUUCUGGACUGUUUCUCACUUGUUUUCUUUGAGAAAGACUCUCCUUUACAUCCCAGACUCAACAAAUUUCCUGGCUGAAUUGACUGCAAAGCAACUUACAAAGCAAAGGGGGCUGCAAGCACUCUUAAAAGGCUGGAAACUUGGCGUGAAACUAAUGGACCAGUGUGGCUUUUGAUUGGACGUAUAAUCUUUCCUACACAUGAAAAUACAAUCAUUCACAAUUAUUCCGAUUGGACAUAUCAUUUGUUUCAUGUGUGUAAAACAUUCUUAGCUCCUCAAAUUGGCUCAAACUCGUAUCAGUAUGCAAGUAUAUAAUGAGAGAUUAAUAGUGGUCCAAGGUUAAACGAAUAUGAAAAUAAUUGUCAUAUUCUUUUAUAAAUAUCAUCGAAAUGUUGAGCCCUUGUUUGUAAAUGUUUUGACACUGACUUUAAUUUUUAGAUGUUACUAUCAAAACACUAAUAACAAAACAAAACAACAUCCACUGACUGCCGUUACAUUGUUUAAAAUGAUCAGCCUGUCUGUGUAGGAGGGAGGGGGAUGGGUUGGUAGUUACUAAUUAAAGCUUUUAUAAAGUCCAUACUAUUCUUUCGCUGGUCAGGUCAGGUGCUUAGAUUAACAGUAGAGGAUUAUAUAAUUGUAAAUCAAGAAUACACUGUAUAUAUUCACUAUGAAGUAAUAAUAUAAAGUAAGUUGUAAUCUUCUGUGUGGCCAUUUGAGUUCAUUAAUUGAAUGAACUCCAAAAAAUGAACUCAUUUUUUUUAAUUGAAAAAUCAGGUGCUAUAUCAGCUGACACUGAGCAAUUUUUCCUUGUUCACGCUCAGCAAAUGUAACAUGACAUAACACUGCAAAACUUGACAUUGUUUUUAGUAAGUAAUUUUUUAAUAAGGUGUAUUAGUUCCUUUUUUUAGUUUUAAGAUCCGUUGUCCCUUUAUCAUUAAUGCCUGAGUCGCACAUAAAGAUUGGGUGCCUAAGAACCCGGGGGCUGGAGCUGCCGACCCCUUACCCAAGUAGCAAGAACACCCCAAAAGCCUGCCCUACCCGCAACCCAGCCACUGGCCCCGCCCGCCACACCUAGCCCCAGCCCAUUAAGCACUACAAGCACACAUAAAUGUGCACACUUAAUUGCAACAGUAGACCAGUAGGGCACCGGGAAUUGCCCCACAACAGGCCUAGUGCAGUAACCCAAACCCUGGCAAAAAUGCUAGAACAUAGGAUAACUGCCAGCUCGCCAAAGCUUGCCAAUAAAAUGCUAACAAACGCAAAUGCCAUGCCAACACCAUGCUAACUCCAAGCCAACUUCUGAGUAGCUAGCUCCUGGUCUGGUUGUUAACUAAGUUAAUUAACACUAAAUUAUUCCUCGAGCCUGAGUGGGCUCUGAGUCAAUAGCCGACUCAGAGGCCAUGAGGGCGAGAGGAGUAAUUGUUUUAGUGAAAUCCAACUAGUUGGUCAAAAAUAUCGAGACAAACAACUUUAGCGAGCAAAAUGCGAUUCAGCCGCCACUGUUUUGGUUUUCAAAGCCAGCGCUUUUUGCUACUAGUGGGUUAUAACAUAUAGCCUAGUAGUAGCUCAACCAAUCAGAAUGCAGCAUUGUUAAUAGACCACUAGUUGGAUGUUACUAAAUAAGUAUAAACCUCAUUAUAACUUUCAAACUUGACCUGUUGGCAUGUACUAGUUUUAAAUGUGUUAAGUGUCUUAAACCAACUACUGCAGUUUUAGGUGCAAACAGUACCAUCCCUCUGAACAGAGUGGCACCAUAAUCCUCUUCCCCCUUCCAGUCCACAAAAUGUUGGUACUUUUUUAUGUAUUUUUACUCAAAUCUGCAAAAAUCUUACAUACAACUUCAACUAUUGCCCCACUUAAUUAAGGACACCUAUGUCACUAAUAUAAGCAGUUGGCUUCCCUGUGAGGUUUCUUUUUAGUCCCAAUGUCACUAGUGGAAUAUUUUUUACUCAUAACAGAUGGUGAGUUUUGUCUGUGAACCGUUUGGAAAUCACAGUGCAAAUCUCCUUUUAAGCUGGGCUUAAUAUUGUAAUGCUUAACGUAAUGUUUCUGUCUAUUUUCAUUGUCUUUUUUAAUAGUCUUAUAUAGCUUUAAUACUGUUUUGUUUGUUUGUUUGUUUGUUUUACAUAUUUUUUAGACCCUGGGACCACUGUAAUUGGCUUACUGCUGUUGCUGUAUUCCUGCCCAAUUAAGCAGUUAUUCUUCUUUGUUUUCAAUGCAUAUUAAUUUUAUUAUCCUUUAUUUUUUUCUCUCUCUCUCUGUUUUUUUAUCACAUUAUGGGCAAAGCUAAUAAAAUAAAAUAUAAUAUAAUAAUGUCUUUAGUUAAAUUUAGGCUUCUUGUCAUGUCACUGACCUAUCAAAAUUCCUUCUCUACUGCCUUAAGUGUUGCGAGUUACCUUUUUUGCUUAAAAAUGUCUCAAAGUCGUAAUUUCACUUAACCGUGACAUACGUCCUUAUCAGCAAAGUUGUCCAAACUGUUGGAAAAAAAAGUGUUGACUUGGUAAUGGCCUUAAGAACCAUCUUAGGGGAAUGGGGUGGCAUUCAGACCCUUUGUUGUCCUGGAGCUAAUCCUGCACAAUUUGCAUAACUUGCAGCUGUAGGUAAAUUGAGACUCUUGCAGGGUACAGCUUUUGUAAUGUCAUGUAUGGGGUUAGCAAUCUAACUUGUGGGAAAUUGGGGGAAAUCCAUCAGAGUUCAGACCAUGAGAAUGUUUUUGCUUAUUAACUGAGUGUUCAAAACUGUGUUGGCACCAAAUGACUGCUUGUAGAGCUACAGCAUGUACGCACUUAGUUUAGGUUUUCAAGAAAACAAUGUUGAAUAGUCAGAAAGUAGCCUGGGCAAAUGGGCGACAUUUCGCAUCGCCAUCAGCUUCAUCACAAAAUGAUGUCUGUGAGAUGAGUGCAGAAAUUCCAUACUGAUGACAUGUCAAUACCCAGAUCUGGUAGUGCUUUUUGAUUGGUUGAAACAAACUUUCAGCCAAUCAGACCUACUACCCACCCGUACACACACUGCAUGUAGGCCAAUGUCAAAUGUCACAAUAGAUCUUGCACAACUUGACUAGCCUUUCAGUUAUGUAAGCCAUCUGUAUGAGUAUGAUUAGAUUGACAGCUGUCAAAAUCAGACAUCCGCUGACAAUUAUCACAUGACUAUUUCGCAGGCUCAGAUGAAAGACCAGUCGUUUUGCUCCUACAUAUAAGCUGAUAUAAUAAUAUUAUGUUACACUUACUAAUUUAACGUAAAAACGAAACUACGCCGGGCAGGGUUGUCAGUCGUUUAAAGCAGAAGCUUCUGCUUAAAGUUAUAUUGGCAAGCCAAAUUAAGGUCAAUUGACAGCUGUCAAAAUGGGACAUGUGCAGACCACUAUCAGAAAACUAAUAACGUGGGCUCAGGUUCGCUCAGGUACACGAUCUGGCAUUUUCCACUACAAGCCAGAUGGAUAUGUCUUACUCACACUCGUAGUCUGUUAAUUCGAAUAUUCGUCAUUUUAAUGAAGGUUAAUUGACAGCUGUCAAACUAGAGCAUACGCUGACCAUCAUCACCUGAUUGUAUCGCAGGCUCAUUUUUCUAUCCAUUGAGGUCAUGUAGUUUUUAAGGUUUUCCGCUGAUAUUUUAUUUGAUCACGGGCUCAAUUCGAAGCCCCAUAGCUUAGAAAAUCUAUCCAUCCUAGAAAAUUCGGCAAUCACGUAACCAUACACCGACCACCUGACCUUCCGUCCGCCCGCACCACAGGCAUACCAAUGUUUAAUAUCAGAUAUUGUACGUCCAUGUUUUGAUUAAUUGACAGCUGUCAAAAUAGUGUUUCUGCUGACCAGUUUCGCCUUACCGUAUCACGGGCUCAGGUAUCGACCCACUGGGUUCGAGUGUUUCUUUGAAGUUAUCCGCUGACAAGUUGCUACUUUUCAACUGAUCGCAGGCUCAAGUUCAAUUUUUUUAAAAUGCGUAUGAAAUUAGUCGUGUUCAUGAGAAGCACUUUGAUUUCGAACUGACGUCGGACGCGAGAAUUCAACCGGCUUUUACAUGUCGGGAAGGCAAUCGGUUUUGACUUUUCUCACUGUCACGCGUUGAUCACGUUCUACGUCCAAUUUUUAUGUUCUGAUUGGUCAACAUUUCUACAGGUGAGUUAAUGCGGAAAAUUUAUGCAGCGUCUGGAAACGUAACACCCAUAAGUAAGUAACACCCAUAAUCAUAACACGAGAUCCGUUUCCAAUAACAAUAUUACAACACCAGCUUGUAAAAGGAACUCUGGCCUUCGAACGUUUCACUCAAGCGCUUGCCGUUUGUGGAACGCUCUUGAUCCCGAACCUAAGACACUCUCCCAUACUAAUUUUAAAAAUUACUUAUUUAAACUUUACCGUAGUUUGAUUUCUUCUCUUGAUCAUUUUAAGAUUUGUAAAACCUUUUAGUUUCAUUAGUAGUCAAUUAAUCAAUAUUGUAUUAAUAGUAGUUUAUUGUGUAAUUUUAGUUGGUAGAUUAUAUUGGUAGUUAAUUAAUUAAUCGAUACUUUUUAUUAUUUUAAUUGUAGGAGGGCCAUUAUGAAAACUAUUGGGUGACCAGUAAUCAAUGUCUUUACCCUCGUUAAAUAAAGUUAUUACUUUACUUACUUACUUACGAAACUUGCUUAUUGAUAGCGGAAGCUGACAGAGUUUUGUGUCAUCUUGUGAUGUUUUAAACUGUCUUUUUCUACUUGAUGUACAAAAUGAAAUACAGCUGCUAUCAAGAUUGUUCUGUAAUUCAUGGCUGGUUUGUUUAUUGCGCUUUCUGUUGACAAAUGCGCCGCUUGUCAAAGUCAUUGGAAAUCCGAUUUCGGAUGGCAUCGUUUUCAGAAAUGAGCGUACUCACUUGCCCUAGCUUGAUGCGCAAGAGGGUUGAAAAGUCUCAAGCGAUUCUGGAACACUUGAUGACCUUCAGAAGAAGCAUCUCGACUGGUAAGCCUGAGCAAUUAUUGUGUUUGAUGUGUUUUUUUUUUCGGUUUCCUGAAGUCGAGCGUAUGGUUUAUGCGGCCAACGUUUAUACACGAGCAAUGAUCUAACCUACAAUAGUAUCAGGUUUAAAAAGCCUUUAGACAUUUUUUGACCACAAAUUCAAAGAAAAGGUUCCGAAGAAUAUUUAGUUAUGAUUUUGGUUGUAAACAGAAAGCUCUGAGCGAUUUUCUUGCCUCGAGUUCAUCUUGAAAACGAGCAAACACGGGGAAGCCUGCUUAAAACAUAAAUAAGCUCAUAUGCUCAUCUGACUCAUGAUUUUCAGAGACACUUUACUCUCAAUACUUGUCUUGGUGAAUGAAAAUUAUUGUCUCUGUACAUGUUUCAACGAAUUAUAUUUAUUUUAUUGAUUGUUAGUAGUCCCUCUCGCAAUUUUUAUAGCUGCACCGGUUGUUUCCAGUCGAACAUAAACAUCGCAUGAAGGAAUACUCAAAACGCCGGGGGUAAACAUCACUCGCUUUUAAAGAUUACACAUAACAAAACCAUGAACAGUUAAAUAAAGGGAAAUAAAACCUAAACACAACAAAUUCUCUGUCAGCAUGAUAGAGAAUUUGUUAUGUUUAGGUUUUAUUUCCCUUUAUUUAACUGUUUAUAAAUGGUAACUCUAUUAAUCGCACCGCAAAUUUUACCAUGAAAAACAGCAGAUUUACCAUGAAAAUAGAAGUAAAAAUAAACUUAAAAAAUAAUUAUUAUUUGGUAUGAAUUCACAGAAAUUCCAUCUCAUUGCAAGUGAUGCAUUCUGGGCUUAAUAUUGUUGAAUGUAAACAUAAUCUGAAGAAUCUGAAGUGGAAUGUACCCACCAGGGGGGGUACUAGGGAUUUCAAGUGACGGGGAUGAUCGAAUGGAGCCAAAAGUCAAGACCCCAAAAAAUCCCUGGACCAAUAAUGCAGACUAUUGUAUAACACGUGCGAUGUAAAGCGACACCAUAGUUAACUAUUAAACAACAGCAAACACCUUUACUUUACUCGCAGAACUACGCAGCCAGGGCACUACCGAUUCUUUUUAAUACCACCAAAAAAAUUCCUACUCAAAUCAAGCUACCCAAAAAAGUACUUGCCAAAUUUUCGUACCCAAAAAAAUCCCGGAAUCAAAAAUUUCAAACCCAAAAAACUCCUUCCAUCAUCCCCGUCACUUGAAAUCCCGAGUAAUCCCGAAUCCUGAGUAUUGAAAAGAUUUACUGUGAAAAUAGAAGUAAAAAUAAACUUACAAAGUUAUUAUUAUUAAUUUUUACAAUUUUUUUGGUAUGAAUUCACGGAAAUUCCAUUUCAGUGCAAGUGAUGCAUUCUGGGCUUAAUGUUGAAUGUAAAAAUAAUGUGGACAAUCUGAAUUGGAAUGUACUCGGUUCUUUGUCAUUGAGUGAAAGUUUCUUUCCUUUCUUUUUUAACUACACUUUGGUUGUGAAAGACCAUGCACGUAAAGGUGACAAACAAAAAUUACCUUCACAACUGCCACAUCUAUUUAAUUGUAUAUUUGUUAUGGUUCCUUAUCCUAGUAUCCUACACACUAUUGGUUUGAUUCCUUUCAGAAUUUCUCUUUUUAUUAAUAUCAUGCUAUACUUAUGUAACUUCCUUUGUAUAGUUUGUGAUGUCUUUGUAUGAGCAAACCAACUUAAAAGUCAUUACUUGUGUCCAGAAAUUGGAAAUAAUUCGGAUUUAAUUUCAUGGUGAUGAUGAUGAUGAUGAUGAUGAUGAUUAUUAUUUAAUGUUUCUCAUUAUUUUUCAUUUUAUUUGUCUAGGUAAUCACAUGAUUUCGAGUGCAAUUUGGAAUAAAUAAGCGCGAGUAAAUUUUUCAAAGACCAACAAGAGUGGCUCAGUUUCCUCGAUUUUGUUGACAGUAUUUUUCUCUUAGCACCGCAUUUUUAAUACAUUUAGCCUGAAAGACGUACUUUUCACUAUGUUCGGGUUUUUGGGAUAUUUUGUUAACUUUUCUGUUGCUGUUUUGCGUACAAAAUUAAAUCUCGUCGCCGUCUGCUGAAAACCAUGGCCAUUUUCUUAAAUUUUAUUGUUAAAACAACUCUAAUCUGAUUUGGUUGUUGGUUGUUGUUUUUUAGCAAUGUAGCCUGUAGGUGUAUUGUAAAAUGUGAAAGUAUUGUAAAUAAAUGAGAGAAAAAAACCUGGGGUUUAAUUACUUUAUAUUGGGCACAGUUAUUAUUAUUCCAUCUGACGUAUUCCAUAUGACGUCAUAUACACGCUUGCGUUUAGGCGAGGAUUAAGGCUAGUGGACACUUUGUGAUGUCUAUCAUAAGGGGCAUGAAUCUCAUUAACUUAAAAUCCUGGACACGGAAAGUCAAAGUACAAAGAAAAGUCACCAUUUGAACACUUACUAGUGAUAAACUUUUUGCAAUCGUUUUCUAUGUUUUGUUUUCUUUUAGGUGUUUAGCCAUUCUGAUCAUGCUUUGAAAUGGCAUCUUUUAUGGACAGAUCCCGCAAAGUGCAAGUCACCAUUUUGGCCUCUGAAUGGGGAUCGAGCAAAGGAGGGCUGUCCACCAUAAACAGAGAAUUAGCCAUUCAGUUCGCCAAAUGCCCUGAAGCGGAAAUCACUUUCUUUCUUCCAAAAUGCAGUCAAGAGGACAAAAAGCUAGCCCUCCAACACAACGUAAAGAUCGUUGAGGCAUCACGCCGGCCUGGCUUUGAAGAACUGGAGUGGCUUACCUUUCCACCAGAACAUUUACAAAUAGAUGUAAUCGUUGGUCAUGGAGUUAAACUCGGCAAACAAGCACAAAUCAUUAAAGAACGUAAGAACUGCAAAUGGAUCCAAGUCGUGCACACAGACCCAGAAGAACUGGGAAUGUUUAAGAAGUAUUCCAACCCAAUUUCCAAGGGUCAAGAGAAACAUAAAACCGAGGUAGAGUUGUGUGAAAUGGCAGACCUCGUUGUAGGAGUUGGACCCAAGUUGAGUGAGGCCUUCCGCUCGUAUCUUCGAGGGUGCCAAAAGGAUGAAAGUGUAGUGGUCUUGACUCCUGGAGUAUUUAAAGAAUUUUCCAGCUUGAAACAGGCUGCGGAAGAAAGAAAACAACGCAGUGUCUUGGUGUUUGGUCGUGGGGACGCAGAGGAUUUCGAACUAAAGGGAUUUGACAUCGCUGGAAAAGCGGUCGCUGCAUUACAAGAUACACGUCUUGUGUUUGUUGGCGCCCCAGAUGGAAAACACGAAGAAAUAGCGAAUAGGUUAAUCGAAUGUGGUGUUCCUGCAAGUCGCUUGAGAGUAAGAGGAUUUAUUGACGACCGAGAGAGUUUAAAGCGCUUGUUUCAGGAAGUGGAUCUUGUAGUCAUGCCUUCAAGAACAGACGGCUUUGGGUUGGCAGGUCUUGAGGCCCUGUCAGCUGGUCUCCCUGUGCUUGUCAGUCACAACUCGGGGUUUGGAGAAGCACUGUGCAGUGUACUAUUUGGUUCAUCCUUUGUAGUUUACUCAGAGGACCCCACCGAUUGGACCGCAGCCAUCUUUAAAGUCUUGGCCAAGGACAGAAAAAGUCGACUUGAGGAAGUGAAAACUUUGCGCGAUUCGUACGGCAAGAAAUUUAACUGGGCCAAACAGAUAAGAGAUGUUCUUCACAAGAUGAUCAGCUGGACUAACGGUAUGAAUGUCAAAUGAAGUUUAUUUUCAUCAUGUUUUAAUUGAAGCACUAUGACCAUGCCUACUGAUAAUGGCAGCAAAUUUUAGUUUUCUUAGUUUAACCCCUCCUCUAAAUCAACAAUUUAUUUUGAUUACUUAAGACGCUGUUUAGUCUGAAAAGAAAACAAACAAAGGCUGUUUCUUGUAAAUGGUGUUUCAUACACUUAACGUUUCCGGCUACUCACAAUCCAGAAAACAAGAAACCUGAGUGUUUUUACUGUUUCAUACACUCUUUAAAAGAUAAAAAUCUUGUCCUUUUUUCUGCAGUUGGUUUUUCAGAAGUCCAGAGCUUCGCCGAAACGAUAGGUGGAACCGUUGUGUCUUCUCACCUGGCUUCUCAGGCUAUACGAGGCACGACAGAGAAACAUGCAGGUAACCCUUAAACCCUGGGUCGUGAUCGGAAUAAACAGCUUCCACGAUUCCUCUCCCGAUUAUGUUUUUAAGGUGGCUUACUGCAGUUUUUUGGAUGAAAACUAACGACUUUUUCAAACUGGAACAUUCUUUCUGAACUUUUUUUUUUUCACUGUACUGAACUGUUUAUCACUGCAAUUGAUGUAAAUUAUCAUUUUACCUGCUAAAAACAUUUUAUUGCAUAGUAUAACGCGAAAAAUAGUGACCUAGCAUCCAGAAAAAUCCAAAUCCAGGAAGUUUUUUUAGUUAUUAUAAAAUGAGACAAAAUUCCACAUUUUUCGCUUUUGCCAAAAUUCAGUCUAUAGGAUUUCUUUCUUUCUCCCUAAAAACAAUUAUUUCUACGUACUAAAUGAUACCCUGAAAUUUUCAGAUGGGGUCGUACGGCUAGUUUCCAAUAGCGCUGUCACCUUUUCAAGGCUAUAAGAGCUAUCCAGCCAUAGAGCUAAUUCCUAGUCCUUUCAUGAGAGGAUCUAGAGUAGAAAAGUUCGUGGCGUUCACAGCUAUAGUAACUUAAUUUCGCAGUGAUUUAAAAUGUCUCAUCGACAUUUACUGCUAAUUCAUGGUCGGUUACGCCAGUAUGGUUUUUUGCUGUCUGUAAGGAAUGUAUUAAAAACAACUAAGCAUAUAUGACAAACAUUUUUAAGUCUUCCAAGUCAAUUGUCUCAAUUUGUUCCUGUAGUCUCAUAACUGAUCAUAUUUACCGUCGUUUCAAAAAAAUGUCAACAAAGGAGUCAUUCUGUUAGGAGCAACGCUUGGUUUGUGAUGAGAAUGGGGUUUUAAGCGAAUAAGGUUUAUACAGUGUACCUCGAUUAUAACACACGUACUGUAUAGUAAAGCAAUUUACUUUAGUAGAUCUAAUAAACAAUUCAUAAUUUUGUUGGAUUCUUCUUUUAGAUCCUGAUUCAACUCAGUAUGCCUCCACCAAUGGGAGAUCAAAUUAUUCCCGGUUAUGCCGUCUUCUAAUCAGCUUGGGUUCAAAAGCCCUCAGAGAAACGUUUGACAGAAUAAUUCCACCGCAAAGUCUUCAACGCAUUCUAAAACGGAACCCAGCACACUCUAAACUUCAGUCACGUCGAAAGGAAGGGAUACUAAACUCAGUCCAGUGGAGUAAACUGUAUCCUACCACACCCUCCGAAGUUUCAUCGGCAGGCUUCGACAUCCCCUUGCUAAUGGUUCUUCUAAGGACAAUCUGUGAUCUGAGUCCUCCACCCGCUGGUUGGGAUGCUCCU